AUGCAAGCUGCUUCAGAUAUGGCGACGGCCACCGCCACCAGCAGCGGCAUCGCAGAUGUGAAGCAGGAGAAGUCGCCCGAGGAGCGGCUGGAGGUAGCCAAUCACUCGGCCGCGAAGACUUGGAGUGUGCUGAACAAGAUGUGGUACCCGGACUACCAUAUGGCUUCCUUUGCCGGGUGGAUGGGAGUGCCAGGCGGCCUUUGCCACCACAACGGUUUGUAUCAUGUUUUCUAUCAGUAUAACCCCUUCAGCGAGAACUGGGGUUCAAUGCACUGGGGCCACCUGACGAGCGAGGAUCUUGUGCACUGGCAGCACCAGCCCAUCGCCCUCGCUCCAGGGGAGCUGUUUGACCAUGAUGGCUGCUUCUCCGGGUCAUCAGUGAGCUACAACAACAAGCUAUACAUCUUCUACACGGGGCACACAUGGGGCACCGAGAGUGAGAGAGGCGUCGGCAACGGCGCCAUGGGCACAGGGGCGUCAUUUUAUCAGCAGCAGUGCGUCGCCGUGAGCAGCGACGGCGUGAACUUUGAGAAGCUUGGUGCCGUUGUGCGCCCGCCACCAGGGUACGUGCACUUCCGCGACCCGAAGGUGUGGCAGCAGGACGGGCGGUGGUGGAUGGUGUGCGGUGCCCGUGACGCGACGAGGGACCUUGGCCAGCUGCUGCUCUUCACCACAGAAGACCUGCUUAGGUGGGAUGACACGAACUGGCAGGUGCUGGGGAUGACGGAGGACAAGAACGUGUUCAUGUGGGAGUGCCCCGACCUCUUUCGGUUAGAUCAGAUGGAUGUCUUCCUGUACUCGCCGCAAGGGAUGCGGAAGGUCGGCUACGCCUACCGCAAUCGCUUCCAAAGCGGCUACCUUCUCGGCUCGUGGAACGCGUCACUGGUGACGGCGGAGUUAUCACAGCGGGAAGCAGGCUCGCCAAAGGGCACCGCUAGCGGUGGCCACGCCAUUGGCGCACCCCGCUGGCUGGCCUCGUUCGACGUGUCACAGCGCUUCCGUGAGCUUGAUCGCGGCCAUGACUUCUAUGCACCGCAGACGCUUCUCACCAAGGACGGGCGGCGGCUCAUCAUAGGCUGGAUGGACAUGUGGGAGAGCCCCAUGCCGACGCGCGGGCACGGCUGGAGCGGCUGCCUGACGCUGCCGCGGGAGCUCAUUUUAGAUCCCUUCACGGGCAGCGUUCGCAUGGCUCCCCCCAAGGAGCUCCUGCAGCUGCGGUGCGCGCAGGCCGCCAUUUCGGCUCAGCGAAUUCAGGAGAGCACCGACGUGCUUCUUGUCGAGGACUGCACUGCCUACGAGCUCGAUAUUGCCUUCAACAUGGAGACGAGCACGGCGGAGAAGUACGGGCUGUGGCUCGGCUCAGGGGCGGAGCUGUACGUGGACGCGCAGUCGAAACGGCUGGUGCUGAACCGCCACUACCCGCAGCACAUGCUGAGCGGGUAUCGUUCCUGCGAGAUGCCGACGGGUUUGCUUCUGCAGCUGCACGUGUUCAUUGACCGCUCGUCGGUUGAGGUGUUCGUGAACAACGGCGAGGCCACCUUCUCUUCCCGCGUCUUCCCGGACGAGGGCGGCCGG
Leishmania mexicana MHOM/GT/2001/U1103 is the source of this 1575-nucleotide messenger RNA. RefSeq lists its product as uncharacterized. The transcript has a single exon. Lineage: Eukaryota; Euglenozoa; Kinetoplastea; Trypanosomatida; Trypanosomatidae. The record is from RefSeq and is a predicted model, not a curated record. Gene Ontology annotation, biological process: carbohydrate metabolic process. Gene Ontology annotation, molecular function: hydrolase activity, hydrolyzing O-glycosyl compounds. The annotation marks the transcript as partial.